Molecule: messenger RNA, 2398 nt
Organism: Nelumbo nucifera (sacred lotus)
Lineage: Eukaryota; Viridiplantae; Streptophyta; Magnoliopsida; Proteales; Nelumbonaceae
Gene: SHOT1
Product: Mitochondrial transcription termination factor family protein
Biological process (GO): regulation of DNA-templated transcription
Molecular function (GO): double-stranded DNA binding
Source: RefSeq, a predicted model, not a curated record
AAUAAUUCUAUUUAUGACUACAUCCCUAUGAAAGCAUGAAGUUCACAUUCUCACUCACGGAUGUUCUCUGAUCAUUCAAACGCAGUCUUGUUGCCAAUGCUAGCACUUUCAUGAAAUGCCUCCAGGUUUCUGAAAAAUCCAUCCAAAUCGUAAGAUAGAAAACACAACUAUGCGUUUCGUCUCCUUCACUUCCUCCUCUUUCUGUAACUUCGUAUCCCGCCAUUUUAGUUCUCUACCAAAGCUUCGGCAGCUCCGAAGAAUCCCCUCUAGGUAUCGCAGCAGAGCUAUCUUACAAGCUCAACAAGUUCUGACUGACUAUCUCCACUCCACCAGAUCAUUAUCCUUCGACCACGCAGAGAACAUUAGCAAGAACUCAUUGUUUUCCCUCUCUGAACUCAUCUCCAAAGUCGAAUUCUCGCCUUCUAACUUUUUCAGAAACUUUCAGAGGUUCCUCAGGUACCACCCCAUCAACGAGAUUGAGUUUUUCUUCGAAAGCAUCGGCGUCCCUCCUUCGGAGAUCAACGGUUUCUUGCCUUCCCAUGAAUUCUUCUUGUCGGAGGAAGGGAACAUUUUGAAGAUCGCUGGUGCGCUUUCGGUAUGUGGAUUCCCUUGGAACAAGCUAGGAACGCUAUAUAAGGAGGAAAUUUCCAUUUUCUCUAGGAGCCCCGAAGCUCUAACUGCUCAGCUCCGUGAAUUCAGAGCAGUUGGCUUUGAUAGUAUUGCAGUGUCCGGUAUAUGUUUGGCUUUUCCUUUUGUGUUGAGUGGAAAUGAUGAACUGAGCGGUGAGAUUGAUGCCUUGUUUGAUGAUUUGAAAAGGGUUUUUCUUGAUUUCGGUCUGGCAAGUUCUGUGGAGUGGAGUACCGAUGCUUGGUAUGAAAUUUGCAAGAAAAUUAGGGUUUUUUAUGAUAUUGGAUGCGAGAGGGGGAAAAUGGGAGAAUUGUUUGGCAGGAGAAAGAACAUUUUUCUUGAACACACGGAAGGGGUUUUGGUCCAAAAAGUAGAUUAUUUCUGUAGAUUUAGUGUGAGAAGGGAGGAUGUGGGUUUAUUGCUACUCCAGUAUCCGGAGAUUUUACACUAUGAUUUAGAGAGCCCGGUGAUAUCAGCAUUGGAUUUUCUGAAACAUAUUGGGUUGAGCAGUGAGAAACUGAAUUCUAUUGCAGAGCAGUACCCUUAUGUUUUGGGUAAGAACAGGUUGGCUAAUGUACCUCAUUUGAUGAGAGCAGUGAAUCUUCACCAAUGGUUCUUCAAUAAGAUAAUGAAUGGGGAUCAUCACUUGUUAAUUAAUUUUGUUGCCAGUGAUCCUGAUGAAGACUUGGAGAAAGAAUUUAAAGAUAGCUUGGCCAGAUUCCUAACACCAAAAGCCCAAAAUCUGACAAUUGGUAAGUUGAAUUUCUUGCUUGGUAUUGGGUUUGGGGAGAAUCUCACUACAAUAAAAGCCUUAUCACGCAUACAUGGCUCAAGGGCUGAGCUACAGGAGCGAUUUGAUUGCCUUCUGCGCUUAGGAGUUGAAUUCACCAAGCUGUGUAAGAUGGUUAACAGAUGGCCAAAGAUCCUCAACCAGAAUCCAGAUGUGAUUGAGCAAAAGGUGAAUUUCCUCUGCAAUGAUAUAGGGAGCUCUCUGCAGACCCUCAAUGCUUUUCCUGGUUAUCUAUGCUUUGAUUUAGAAAACAGGAUCAAACCCAGAUUUAGAAUCCAUAUGUGGCUAAAGCAGAUGGGCCUAGUUACAAAAAACUAUUCUAUCGCAAGCAUCAUUGCCGAUUCUGAGAAGAAGUUCAUAGCUCGCCUUUUCAACAUUCACCCUGCUGCCCCAAAACAAUGGUUGGAGUGUUUCUCAUGUAAAAACCUUGGAAAUAGUCAACAAGAGACAACCACAACAUAAUACCUACCCAGCUUGUAGGAUUAAUUAACGGUUAACUGCAGAAAACAUUGUCAGAAAAAACCAGUUUUGGAUCAUUUAUCUGAUAUAGCUUGCCCAGAUCCUGGCACAUUGUAUAGGAUCUAGGUUAUGAUCAUUCAGGAUCAUCACUGGAGGCUAACUGGAUGGAAACAGUGGCAUGAUGCCUGUCUGUCAUGAUUUCUCAUCAUAAUUACUCAAUCACCUCCGGUUGCAGUCAUGAACCAUUUUGGAGGUAUGGUAUUUGUACCAUUAUCCUAUUGAAUCUGUCACAAUGAAAUACUAUAAAAUCUCUGACACCAACACACCAUUGGAGUCCUGAUGAAAUUUUGUGUCAUAAUAAUAUUUUGCUUACACUCCUGGUCCAUUUGUAACCACAUACAUCUAUGACCAACACAAUUAUGAGUAAACUACUAUUUUGAUUGUAAUGCUUUGAUUCAAGAAUUCUAUCCUUGUAAAUCUGUUCAAUUGUAAACAUAUAUAUGUCCUUUUAUUUUAAACAUU